AUGUCACAACAUAGCCAGAAACACAAGGUAGCUGUGAUCGGCUCAGGAAACUGGGGAUCAACGGUCGGAAAAAUUCUCGCGGAAAAUGUGAAAGAAAAUAACCAUCUUUUCGAAACCAUUGUGCCGAUGUGGGUUUUCGAAGAAGACGUUGAUGUCGGCGAUGACCCCGGGCUCCGGGGCAAGCUCGGUGGUAACCCCGUCAAACUGUCGCAUGCCAUAAAUACUGUGCAUCAAAACAUCAAAUACCUCCCGGGAGUGAAGCUUCCGGACAAUCUGAUCGCCAACCCCGAUCUACAGGAUACAGUGAAAGAUGCCAGCAUCCUCGUCUUCAACCUUCCUCACCAAUUUUUGUCCAGAACGCUGGACCAGAUUAAAGGCCACUAUAAACCUUAUGCUCGUGGUAUCUCGUGUAUCAAGGGUGUGGACGUGGCCGACGGAACCGUCACUUUAUACUCAGAAAUGGUUAUGGAGAAGCUACAAAUUUACUGUGGCGCGCUAUCCGGCGCAAAUAUUGCGCCCGAAGUCGCAGCGGAAAAUUUUUGCGAAACCACUAUUGGAUACGACAGCCCUCCAAUGGACUACAAGGACCGGGAUGGCUCACCGCGAGAUAAUCUGGUCAAAGUGGAUGAACAACGCCAAAGCGAUAGCAAGCCCACUCACAUAAAGCUAUCUCCUAUUCCCAAAGAAUACCCUCCCGUGGACUCUUCUCUGCUGGAGACACUGUUUCAACGCCCGUAUUUCCAAGUUCAUGUCGUCAAGGAUGCUGCCGGAGUCGCGCUUGGCGGCGCACUCAAGAAUAUAAUAGCCCUAGCAGCGGGCUUCGUCGCUGGUAAAGGAUGGGGAGAGAAUACUAAAGCUGCCAUCAUUCGUAUUGGUGUCCUCGAGAUGGUGGAAUUCGGCCGUACAUGGUUCCCUAAAUCUGUGGACGAGAGAACCUUUACGGAGGAAAGCGCUGGAAUGGCUGAUUUGAUUGCAUCCUGUAAUGCGGGCCGCAACUACCGGUCGGCACUUCGCUCGGUGGAGAAAGGCGUUCCUAUUGAAAAGAUCGAGCAAACAGAAUUAGGUGGACAGAAACUGCAAGGGAUAUCUACUGCUCAAGCAGUUCACGAAUUCUUAAGCAAGGAAGGAGGGCUCGAUAAGUUCCCGCUUUUUGCAUCCGUUUACGGUGAGUAA
This is a messenger RNA of Penicillium riverlandense, 1173 nucleotides long. RefSeq names its product glycerol-3-phosphate dehydrogenase family protein. Gene Ontology annotation, cellular component: glycerol-3-phosphate dehydrogenase (FAD) complex; cytosol; nucleus. Gene Ontology annotation, molecular function: glycerol-3-phosphate dehydrogenase [NAD(P)+] activity; NAD binding. The transcript is spliced from 2 exons. The record is from RefSeq and is a predicted model, not a curated record. Lineage: Eukaryota; Fungi; Ascomycota; Eurotiomycetes; Eurotiales; Aspergillaceae. Gene Ontology annotation, biological process: glycerol-3-phosphate catabolic process; carbohydrate metabolic process. Bases 1 to 1173 code for a protein of 390 amino acids.